UCGGCUUACAAACGUAUUCGGGAUCAGUUCUAUCUGGAAAUAGGGUCUCCGAGUUUUGACGUAUUUGGUAGACAAUAAGAAAUUGGACAAAUAGCCAACUUUCUUGUUUGCACAAGUGAACUUCUGGCUGUUUGAGCCAUUUGGUUCCCAGUUGAAAGGGAAAUUUGAAAGUGACCCAAAAUAUUUAGUGUAGACAAGUGCAAAAAUGACAAGUGCAAGUCUUCUAUCACGCUCCCUGCUAACAGAAGCUCCUCGCUCUAAGAAUCGAUCGGUGUUUACCCUGAUUGUGGGCUUAGUGGUUGGCUACUGCCUGGCCCAACUCUUCUCGAGCCUUGUGCCACACGAGAGUCUAUACCCCUAUCUCAGCAGACGCCUGCUUCUGCCUAGUGAUCCGAAAGCGCCCAUCCAAGGACAGUCAGCUCCAGACCACAGUCCCUUCCAGCACGAGCAUCCCGAUGACAACACCACAGUGGCCGAGCAGUUAAAGAAAGAGGUUCGCAUCCUUUGCUGGGUGAUGACCAAUCCCACCAACCACAAGAAGAAGGCUCGCCACGUAAAGCGUACGUGGGCCAAGCGCUGCAAUAUUCUGCUCUUCAUGAGUUCCGGAGAGGAUGAAGAGCUGCCCACGGUGAAGUUGAAUGUGGGCGAGGGCCGCGAGAACCUGUGGGCCAAGGUCAAGGAGGCGUUUAAGUACGUCUAUAAGCACCAUUAUAACGACGCCGACUUCUUUUACAAGGCGGAUGACGACACCUAUGCGGUAAUUGAGAAUAUGAGGUAUAUGCUUUAUCCCUACAGUCCCGAAACACCAGUACACUUUGGCUUCAAGUUCAAGCCGUUUGUAAAACAAGGGUAUAUGUCCGGCGGAGCAGGCUACGUACUUAGUCGGGAGGCACUGCGUCGAUUUGUGGUUGAGGGCAUUCCCAAUCCCAAGAUGUGUCUGCCAGGCACGGUGGUCAACGAGGACAUCGAGAUAGGGCGUUGCAUGGAGAACUUGAAUGUUACAGCCGGCGAUUCCAGGGACGAAAUUGGACGCGGUCGGAUGUUUCCAUUUAUCCCAGAACAUCAUUUAAUCCCGGCCAAAUGGGAUAAGAACUACUGGUACUGGAACUACCUUUUCUACAAAACGGAUGAUGGCCUUGAUUGCUGCUCGGACUUGGCCAUCUCCUUUCAUUAUGUUCCACCAAAUAUGAUGUACGUGCUGGACUAUCUCAUCUACCACUUGAAGCCGUACGGUCUGAUGCGAUCUCUAGAGGCUCUACCUGCUAAACUUAAAGUGGGCCAGUUGCUUCCCCCUCCCGUUGAGCGUCCAUUGGCCAGUAAUGAAGAUUCGGUAGAUGACUUUGAUAGGAUUUAUACGACCACAACUGCAAAGCCAAAGGAACCCGAUGCUCGGGAAAUGGAUUCCAAGGAGUUGGAAAAAGAGGAGGCUAAGUACAGGGAAAAAACGUCAAAAGAGGCUGAGGAGGACGAAGAUUCGAAAAGAACUGAAGAUGAUUCGGAGACUGAAGAGGAAUCGGAAAGGCGUUCCAAGUCCAAGGAAACUUCAGAGGAGAAUUAGAGCAAUAGGAAGUUAAGCUAUAUAUUUGACUUGUAAAAAAAUUGUUAGCUGUACUGAAUAGGUUUCCAAAAGUGUAUAAAAAUGGUAAGAUUUUGUUUCUUUUUUAUUUAAUGCAGCAAUAAUUUUCUAAACGUAACCAAAGUUUUGAAUUCACAAUAAUGUAAUAAAGUAAAUGAGAUUUUAAGAAGGGCAAAUGGUCUUAAGAAAUAAAUUCCACAGAAUUUUUGAUAAUA
Molecule: messenger RNA, 1791 nt
Organism: Drosophila eugracilis
Lineage: Eukaryota; Metazoa; Arthropoda; Insecta; Diptera; Drosophilidae
Product: glycoprotein-N-acetylgalactosamine 3-beta-galactosyltransferase 1
Cellular component (GO): membrane
Molecular function (GO): N-acetylgalactosaminide beta-1,3-galactosyltransferase activity
Source: RefSeq, a predicted model, not a curated record